Molecule: messenger RNA, 3369 nt
Organism: Magnolia sinica
Lineage: Eukaryota; Viridiplantae; Streptophyta; Magnoliopsida; Magnoliales; Magnoliaceae
Product: probable LRR receptor-like serine/threonine-protein kinase At3g47570
Exons: 2
Coding region: 1-3138 (1045 amino acids)
Biological process (GO): protein phosphorylation
Molecular function (GO): protein binding; protein kinase activity; ATP binding
Source: RefSeq, a predicted model, not a curated record
AUGGAGCUGCUAUCUGUGAGUUCAAGGUUAUUUUGGUCAUUUCUUCUCCAUGCCACGCUCUUCUGGUGUUUGUCCCAACGGUCUAGAUCUGCCACCGUCCCAGCCAACGAAACCGAUCGACUGGCUCUGCUCGCCUUCAAGGACCGAAUAACCAAAGAUCCUCUCAACGUCAUGAGCUCGUGGAACCAUUCUCUUCAUUUCUGCAAGUGGCGAGGAAUCACGUGCAGUCUCAGGCAUGAGAGGGUCACCGUCCUCAAUCUAACGUCCCUUGAAUUGGAAGGUUCUAUUCCUCCCCAAGUAGGCAAUCUCACCUUCCUCAGGGUAAUCAACCUCCGAGACAACGGCUUCCACGGCGAAAUUCCACGAGAAAUAGGACACCUCUUCCGUCUCGAGCGUAUCGAUCUCAGCUCCAAUUCAUUUGGAGGAGAAAUCCCGUCCAAUCUGACCUACUGCUCGAACCUCCGAGUCAUCAAUUUUUCAUUCAAUGAGCUAGUAGGUGAGAUUCCCAUCGAGCUCAGCUCUUUAUCAAAGCUCCGUUGGUUAUUUCUCCAUGUCAACCAGCUCGUCGGAAGAAUCCCACCUUCCCUGGGAAACCUUUCGUCUCUCACUCAACUUUCAUUAGCAAGAAAUAACUUACAGGGAAACAUCCCAGGCGAUUUAGGCCGCAUUCCAAAGUUAGGACUCCUCCAGAUAUCUCAAAACAAUCUGUCCGGCACAAUCCCUUCUCCCAUAUACAAUUACUCGACUCUGUAUCUGUUGUCAGUCACAGCCAAUCAACUUCAUGGAACCCUUCCACCCGACUUAGGCCUCUUUCUUCCUAACCUCCAGUACUUCUAUGUGUCGAGAAACUGGUUUACCGGACCCAUUCCGGUUUCAUUAGCCAAUGCUACAUUCUUUCAAGAGCUCUAUCUCACCAACAAUGAUUUCACUGGAGGGGUGCCUAUGAAUCUUGGGACUCUUCGAUAUCUUUAUAUACUCACCAUUGGUGGUAAUCGCCUAGGAACAGGGAAAGAAGAUGACUUGAAUUUCAUCAAUUCCCUGCCCAAUUGCAGCUACUUGGAACAAUUUGGAUUUCAUAACAAUAGUUUCAAAAGCAUGCUGCCUAAUUCCAUAGCCAAUCUGUCGACCCGGCUCCAUUGGCUAGCGAUGGGAUUCAACCACCUGUAUGGAAGGAUCCCUGAAGGAAUCGGGAAUCUCGUCAGCUUAACCCAAUUGAAUCUGGAUCAUAACAAUUUCACAGGUGACAUUCCUUUCAGUAUUGGGAAGCUUCAUAAGCUGCAAUUUUUAGACUUGUCAGGAAACAGAUUUUCUGGGCAAAUUCCGUCGUCCAUAGGCAACUUCACAGAACUGAAUGAACUUUACUUGCAAGAAAACAGCCUAUCGGGAAACAUACCUCCGAGUCUCGGAAAUUGCCAAAAACUAAUAGCUUUGAACCUUUCUCAAAAUAACCUCAACGGUACAAUCCCCGAACAGCUCUUUAGCCUGUCAUCUCUGUCAAUUUCUCUCAACUUGGCUAGAAACUUUUUGAUCGGGUCCCUACCCAUGAAAGUGGGUAGCUUGAAAAAUAUUGGGGAACUUGAUGUUUCAGAGAACAAAUUGUCCGGCGCAAUUCCUGGAACGCUAGGCGGUUGCCAGAGCUUGGAACGCCUGUACAUGGAAGGUAAUGCCUUUCAAGGGACCAUUCCCCAGUCAUUGAACACCAUGAGAGGCCUUAGAGAGUUGGAUUUCUCGCGAAAUAACUUGAGUGGUCUAAUUCCAAAAUAUCUAGAGAAUUUUACUUCUUUACAGAAACUAAAUCUUUCUUUCAAUGAUUUUGAGGGCCAAGUGCCUGUCCAAGGGGUGUUUGAAAAUGCAAGUGGGAUUUCUGUCAUAGGGAACGGUAAACUCUGUGGAGGUAUCCCAAAACUAGGCCUACCCAAAUGCCUUGUUCUGAGAUCCAAAUCGCGAAGGUUUUUAAGCCUGAAAGUAAUCAUACCAGUCAUCAUUGUUGCUGUGUGUUUGAUUUUAUUAUUGUUGUGCUUUGCUCCUCUUCUUUGGAGAAGAAAAUCAAGACAGAAGCAGUUGCAAACUUCCUCGGAAGACCGGUACAAGAACGUCUCUUAUGCGGAGCUUCUCAAAGCAACUGAUGGGUUCUCUUCACACAAUUUGAUUGGCGUAGGAAGUUAUGGUUCUGUUUAUAAAGGAUACUUUGUUUCAGAUGGCCAAAUUGUUGCAGUGAAAGUACUCAAUCUUCAACGACAAGGAGCUUCUAGGAGCUUCCUUGCAGAAUGCGAGGCAUUGAGAAAUGUUAGACAUCGGAAUCUCAUCAAGAUCUUAGCAUCCUGCUCAAGCAUCGAUUUUAAGGGCAAUGAUUUCAAAGCGCUAGUUUUUGAGUACAUGCCGAAUGGAAGUUUAGAGGAGUGGUUGCAUCCAAAAGUCAACGAGGAACAUCAGCCAAGAACUUUGAACCUUAUUCAGAGGUUAAACAUAGCCAUUGAUGUUGCUCAUGCUCUGGAUUAUCUUCAUCACCAUUGUCAAACGCCCAUUUCUCACUGUGAUCUCAAGCCAAGUAAUGUUCUUCUUGACAAUGACAUGGUGGCCCAUGUGAGUGAUUUUGGCAUCGCAAGGUUCCUUUCCGGGGCCGUUGAUGAUAACUCCACAAACAAAACCAACUCCAUUGUGGUGAAGGGAUCCAUUGGGUAUGUUGCUGCAGAGUAUGGUAUGGGUGGCAAUGUUUCUACGGCGGGUGACGUGUACAGCUUUGGAAUUCUUUUAUUGGAGAUGUUCACGGGAAAAAGGCCCACGGAAGACACGUUUAAGGAUGGUUUAAACCUUCAUGAAUUUGUCAAGAUGGCUUUGCCAGAUCAAGUUCUGGAGAUAGCGGAUCUGCGACUCUUAGAAGAACAAAAAGAAGAACAAGAGCAAGAUCAAGAAAUAGAGGAAGAAAUAGCAUUCAGUCAUAUCAGAAGUCCGGAAGUUGAAAGUGGUAGUGUCUUCCGGUGCUUGGUUUCUUUGCUUGGUAUUGGAGUUGCAUGUUCUGUUGAGUCCCCAAGAGAACGGAUGCUGAUGAAAGAUGUAGUAAAUAAAAUGCAUGUGAUGAGAGACAUGUUUCUUGGGGCUGGGAUCUAUAAGGAAGGAAGAAACAAGACCCUUCGCUGAUGUGGGCCCAUUCGUCUUACAUCAACGUGGCUGUCAUCAGCUCAUGUCCACUGGCAAUUUGCAUAUAUCAAUAAAAUUGGAUGGCUGAAAACCACUUGUCGAGCAUGUAAUUGUUACUGAUGUGGACAUUGCAAUUGGUGACUUUCAUGGUAAUUGUCUUGGCCCAGGGUCAUGUCUGGGAGCAAUCUAUGUACAAGUAUUAUGGAAUUUUCCGCUUCUCUUUUUCUUCUU